AUGGUGGCCAAGAUUAUCUUCCUCCUCGCUUUGGCGGCCGUCGCCGGAACAAUCCGCGGCAGGACUCUACCUGAAGGAAACGCCGCCGGAGCCGACGUCCAGACGGCGUUUUUUCACCACCAUAUCCCGCCAUACGGCGGAGCUUUCGGUGGAUACGGUGGCGGCUUCGGAGGCAUCGGCGCAGGCUUCGGCGGGAAGCUCGGUAGUGGAGGAUAUUUUGGUGGCAGCGGCGCUAGCGCAAGCUCCGCCGGCGGCGGCGGCGGCGGCAGCAGCAGCAGCGGCACUGGGAAUGGCGCGGCGGAUAACGGCGGCGCUAACGGUGAAGGAGUUCAUAGUGGAUCUCUCCCUUGA
Messenger RNA from Andrographis paniculata, 351 nucleotides. Its product is annotated as glycine-rich protein 5-like. The record is from RefSeq and is a predicted model, not a curated record. The transcript has a single exon. Lineage: Eukaryota; Viridiplantae; Streptophyta; Magnoliopsida; Lamiales; Acanthaceae. Bases 1 to 351 code for a protein of 116 amino acids.